UAAUCAUUAACAGAAAGUAUGCUUUGGAAACCACUAUCAAAGUGAUCUAUUUCACCACAUAAGAAGGAAAACUUAAGUUAACAGGUUGCACAUAUUUGUAAUCAAAGAGGUUUUAAAUAAAAGGAGGGAUAGCAAUAUUUCAAAUCGGUGUCAAGACAACUGUUCUUAACUCACAAUCAUCGAAAACUAUUAAAUACUAAAAUAGCCAAGAGCAAAGACAUUGGAUCACUUAUAAGAUUUAACAUUAAAACUAUUCAACAAGCUAUAAUUGACAGAACAGAACCAUUUAAAAAAAUAUAUAUGGUUGGUAAAUAAAUUGGUUCAGGCUCCUAUGCUAGUAUUAGAUUAUGUGCAGAUAAACUAACACUCAAAACUUAUGCUCAUAAAAUUUACAAUAAAUCUACUAUCUCUUCUAAUCCUUAAAAGUCCAUACUUUUCAUAUACUUCAAAUGAUCAAACAUCCAAAUAUUAUUAAUAUUUAAUGUAGUCGAGACAUAAUUUACUCUUAGAAUAUAUAGAUGGAAAGAAUUAAAUACUCUAAGAGGAUAUAAUUUAAAAUAAGCUUUAGAUUAAUAGCAUCAGUAAUAAAUUAUUUACAUUUUAGGCUCAUUACUCAUAGAGAUGUCAAAAAUGAAAACAUACUUUAUUCAAAUGAUUAAGUACACUGUUUUCUAAUUCAAGAAAAAAAAAGAUCUAUUGUGAAAAUCCUAGUU
Molecule: messenger RNA, 713 nt
Organism: Paramecium octaurelia
Lineage: Eukaryota; Ciliophora; Oligohymenophorea; Peniculida; Parameciidae
Source: the annotation of a GenBank genome assembly